This is a messenger RNA of Pseudopodoces humilis (Tibetan ground-tit), 5496 nucleotides long. The record is from RefSeq and is a predicted model, not a curated record. Lineage: Eukaryota; Metazoa; Chordata; Aves; Passeriformes; Paridae.
AUGGAGCUUCCUGUUUUGCAGAAUGUGCAGGUUCAAGAUGUACAGAUUAAGAAAAGUUUUGCAUCCAGAGAGGAAUCUCUGAAAGAAAUGGGCAGUCUAAGGGAAAUACUAGAACAGCAUCCUCUUCAUUUUUCUUUCCAUGAUGGGAAAGUUCUGAAGCUCUGUCCUGUGAGGAGUGAGCAGACCUGGGCACUGAACAUCAAGCGAGGCAUUCUCAGUGUCCUGCAGACAGCUCAAGAAUUCCCUGUUGGUGCCAUUGUUGAGGAGGUGGAUGUCCUGGGAAUAUGCCCAACCAGGUAUCAACAAAAGGGUCCCAUUCUUGUAAAGACAAAGGACUUAAACCUCUGCUCCCAUCGCUCUUCUGGUUUGACUUCUGUGCAGUCUGUUGUUCUUCCUCAUGCAUCGUCUGAACAGCAGAUCCUGUCCUCCCAGCUGGAAUGUGCCCAGAGCAUUAAGGAUGGGGUCCUGGAGGAGGCCAAAUGCACCGAGUCCGACCGUGUGACGCUGUUCCCUCAGCAGGGCAGUGGGGCAGAGACACAGACACAGUCUGCACUGAAACUCUUGCAAGUGGAAACAGAGACACUCUACCAUAAAGGGUACUCUGAGGAUCUGUAUGUGACCAGCAUUCUCUAUGAAAGGGAGGUAACUAAGAGGGAGGUCACUGGGGCAGAAGUGACUGAACUGGUGUGGAAGCUUUGCUUAGCACACAGUGCAAGUUACCAGGCUGCAGACCUUUUCAUGACUCUCGUAUUUGAGCUUCGACAUCUUUCUCUUGAGGCCUUAAGAGCACUAUGGCAAAGAUCAUCAUUUAAGUGCAGAGACAACUGGCAACCAUUAAUAGAUGCUCUCCCAUCUUGUGCGACAGAAGCAUGUGUUGUCCUAAUGAAAGACCUCAUAGCUUCUGGAGAAGUUGAGGAAGACAAAGUAGAAUAUUUCUUUUGGUCAUUUACAUUCAUUCCUAAUCCCACCUCGGGCAUGAUUGAAUCUCUUGCUCCUUUGCUGAAGUCACCUAGAGCAAGCCAGAGCUGCUUCUUGGGAGUAACAGCUCUUGUACAUAGGUUUUGUUCAGCUCACAGCUCCUGUGAUAUUGUACCUGCUGUGCAGAGUGUGAUGAGGAUUCUUGGGAAAUUUUUGGGAGGAAACUGUACUGUGCAAGAUUCAGAACAUGUCAGCAAGAUGCAGCUGGUGUUGAAAGCCAUUGGAAAUGCAGGACUGGCAGCAGCUUCGCUGACUCCUGCUCUGAGAUCCUGUGCUGCCCUGAAGACCCAUCCCAUGGAAAUCCGCCUUGCUGCUGUCCAGGCCUUCCGGCGCAUUCCCUGCCCUGUCAGGAAUGCUAUAUUACUUCAGUUUUAUCAAGCAACCAGUGAAGAUGUGGAAAUAAGAAUUGCUGCUUAUUAUAUAGUAAUGAAAUGUCCGCAGGAAGAGUUAUUUAAACAAGUACAAAACACUUUGCUGAAAGAAACAUCCAGCCAAGUGGGCUCCUUUGUUUGGAGUCAUCUCUCUCAGCUCCUGGAGACGGAUGAUCCGUUGAAGGAGCACCUUCGAGAUUCUAUUCCUGAUGAAAUUCUUAGCAAAGAUUUUGACUGGGAGACAUGGAAAUAUUCCUCAUACUCUGAUGUCACAUUUCACUCAGCUGGUGCAGGUGCAAAUAUGGAAGCAUCAGUGGUCUUUUCUCCUACAUCUUUUCUACCACGAUCAGUCAUGACAAAUUUGACUGUUCACUUUAUGGGACAGGCUAUAAAUCUCCUGGAGGUUGGUGUACGAUUGGAGAAUGCUGAAACUCUUAUAGAGAGGCAUUUUGGGCCGAAAUCUUCUACUUUCAGUGACUAUUUUUUUGGAAACACUAAUGAAGGAAACCACAAAGCAGAAACCCCAGUGGAAACAGCAGAGAAAGUCAAGCAGAGGAACCCAACAUUGAAGCGAUACAGCCCCACUGAUCAUCUUGUGAGCAAGUCUGGCAAGCCAAAGCUGAGAAAAACUAACCAAAAUUGUCUUGGUAGAAAAUACAGUAAGAUGAAUGAGUUAGUCAAAAAGUUCACUGAGAGAACAGUAAGAAAGAAGGCGCUGAAAUGUGAGCUAAGCAUGAAAAUCUUUGGAAAUGAACUUAGCUUCUUAGACUGUGAAGAUUUAAGAAAACAUAUGAAACGUUAUUCCUUAAAUCUGGCUGAGUUGGCUGUCAAACUUCUGAAGGGGCAGGAGAUUCAGUUUAAUAAAAGGACGAGUUUGGCCACUGAAGAACUGCAGUUUCCAGCAAUUUCAGGCUUUCCUAUUCAACUGGCAAUCAAUGCCUCAGCAGCAAUCAACAUAAAAAUCAAAGGGAAUGCAGAUUUCAAACAGCAGUCCAAUUUCUUUCUAAAUGGAUAUAUCAAGCCAAGUGCAUUUGUCCAGCUUUCUGUCCAAAUGGGAAUUGUGGGGACUCUGGGACAAGCUGGCCUAAAGUGGUUAACAGGAGUGAGAACAUCUACUAGUCUUGAUGGGGGAAUCCAGGUGAAGAAAGGGAAAGAGCUCAAAGUUUUCUUGAACACUCCAGAAGAAUCUAUGGAGAUAAUUAAUUUCAGCUCUAAACUCUACUUCAGAAUGGUGGAUGAGACAGAAGAUAUAGAUGUCUUCCAAGAUCACACAGAAACCAGAUCUUGCACUAGGGAGGAAGUGUCUGAGAUUAUUGGCUGGCAGCUGUGUUCUGAAAUGUCCUAUCCUGACCCAGCCAGUGAUUUGGUUUUCCCCCUCACUGGACCUUUGAGAGUGGCUGUGACAUUAACUAAGCAAGACAGAGGCCUGCAGCAGUAUGUGGUGGAAGCUGCCUAUGACUGUAUAGCUCAGGAGAAUUCAUGGAUCCCAAGUGAAGCUGUCUUUCACUUCUUUGUUGGGACUCCAAAGUCAGACUUGGAAAGAGAUAUUGGUGUUGACAUAAGUUUUAGUGUCCCACAGAAGAAAUUCAGAAUCCAAUUUAUACAACCUAAGAAAAAAAUUGAGAUGGAUGGGAGGAUUGAGUUUUCUAAAAGUUCCCAAGUUGGACACCUGGAACUGAUAGUGGAUGACCAAGAUGUGUAUUACAUUAAGGGAAUGGCAGAUUUGCAGAUGCUGAGUGGAGAGCAGAGAUACAUGACCCAGCUGGAGGUAAAGCUGAUAAAGCAAAGCAGUCCUAUCAUUUUGUCAGGAAACAUCACUAAACAGCUUGGCAAGAAGAUAGCUUUUUCAGUAUCUUUGAAUAAUUUGUUGAAGGAUGCUGCAUUUCUUUCAGCACUUCUGGAGAAAAAGGUCGAUGAUAAGCUGAGACAGUACUCAUUGGAAGGGGAGGCUCACCUUCCAGGUGUUCUUGGAGUUAAAGCUGUCGCUCUUCUCCAGCAGCGUGAGGGAUUGUGGUCUCAUGGUCUGCGGAUAAAAUAUGGACUCCUAGGAGAGGCAAAAACCCCUUGCCACGAGUGCAGUACACAGCAGAAAGUUCAAGUGGAGCUGGGUGCACAGGGCUUGUACAGACUGGAGCUGGACCAUCAGUUUCACUGUGUGCAGGCUCCUACCUACAGCCACCAGAUGGAACUGAACUAUGGGAAACACUGGGAUGAAAUAAACAACAAGAAGAAACUGCUGAUCAGCCAAGCCUUAAAGAACAGUUCCAGUUCAUCUGUAGUCAGCUAUUUCAUGGAGUUUACCAUGCAAGUCCUGGAAAAACAGGUGAAUUAUAGAACCCAGCUGCAGCACUUGCACACCUCUCAGGUGUAUUUGCAGAGCAGCACCAACUUUGAGGUGCAGUAUAAUGACCAUGUACCAUUUGUGGCUGGGCUGCACUGGAAGGAUGCAUCCAGAAAUGGCCUGAAGAAGUGGGAAGGUGGGCUCAAUAUAGACACCCCAUGGCUCUAUCUGUACACAGCUCACAAACUGCACCAGCCUCAGCAUUCUGCUUAUUUACUGACAUCUGAGCUGACAGCUGGAAAAGCUCUCUCCAUUAAAAACCUUGUACUGGAACUAUUCUAUAAAGAUCAAGACAAUGAGAAGGAAGGAAAAGUUCACAUUUACACACCAGCUACCACAUACCUGCAGGUCACUACUGCUUCAGGCAUAGCCAUGGAGGAAUGUUGCAGUGUAAAUCUAGAUUCAAAAAGAAAACAAAAACUUGUGUGGAAUAGUUUGGAGUACUUCUCUCCUAUUAGGGAGCCCAGACAGUCAGCCAGGGAGGAGAGGGUGAAGACAGACAGCUUGACUAGAAAUAGAGCUGAAGAUGUGAUUACUCACAACUUCAUGCAGAUGUAUGAGAGGCAUCCUUUUAAAGUGCCCUUUCUGCAGAGCUUCCUUCUGCAGGAGACAUUUACUGUUGACAAAAAGCAAAAGCAUUAUUUCAUGGAAACAAAAGUUUUGAUAAAUGGGGUGGAGGAAACAGUUCAGACUCUUAUACUUGGCUACCAACCUGAAAACCCCUAUAUUUGUGCUGGCUUAACUCAUCCUUAUAACUACAGGAUGUUUCCCAAAGAUGUUGAAAUGUGCAUUUUAACUCUAAGUCAUCAAAGUGUGAAGUAUGAGCUUGAGACUGUCUUAAAAGUGAAUAAGGAAGAUGUUCUCAGUUUUCUAGGGAGGUAUCAGGACAAAUCCAGUGAGGCAGAUUUUAGAUAUCUUUUACACAUGGAUGUGACACACUCAUUCCAGCUGGUGUUUCCACAAGCAAUGGGCCUAAGUGGGGAGCUGUUUUCCAGGAAGACUAAACUGGAACACUUUGACAGUGGUGUGAGUGUAAAAGUCAUCAUCAACAAGAACGUGUCUUCACAGGUGCAGGCUCAGGCAGCCCUGAAGAGUUAUGGUGAAAACAAUGUCAAUGGCUCCCUUCACCUUCAUUCCAAUGGAAGGGAAAUGCUGAUGCUGGAGGUUGAUGUGAACAAUGAAAACAGGAGGAAUGCCAGAACUGUUGAACUGAGGGCUUUUCUCCAUCAGACAAUCCUGACAAAUCCAGAAUCAGUACAGUUCCAGCUCAUGGUCAAAAUAUUUCCAUCAAGACUUCUGUUGUCUUCUGACUUGAAGCUUAAUGAAAAUAGGCUUCACGUGGAUUUCAUGGGAGCCAGGGAGCAGAAAGUUGGUUUUGUUUUGUCUCUAAAUGGAAGAGUCCAACACACUUUUACUGGAUUAAAGGCCAUACCUCAUCUCCUUUCUCUGGAUGGAUUACUGAAGUGCAAAAACAACGUUCACAAUGGUAACAUCAAUGUGAUGGUCAACAAAAGACUGUAUGGACUGCAUGUCAGGAACAGGAAUGUGUUUGGGAAUACCACUGUGCACAAUAUCACUGUUGCCAUCAUACAGAAUGGCAGUCAGGCAGUCCCAGUGGAGGCACGACUGAAAGGACACCUGGAGCUGAGUCAAGAGAAGAAAAGGGGGCUAGCUAGCUUCCAGGUGGAUGAGAAGGCUCUUUCUGUAGAGUUUUUCAAUAUCGUGGAUCAUGGGCAUGGCAGAGUCAGUGGGACUUUCACACAUAAUGUCGACUUCUUAAAAAAUGCAGGUAGGAAGGAAAUUUGA